UUGGCGUCCUCUCUGCUGCUACUGUUGGUGGUGCCCUGAAUGGCGGGGAAUGGAUGCUGCUUCGGUGGUGCAACGAUGCUAUGGCUCAUAACCAGCCCGCCGGCCUCGGCGUCUUGUUGAUGUCAAAAUCGACCUUGUCGCGCCGCGGCUCGCUGCUGGGCAUGCGCGUACCUUGCAGUCGUAUCACCAGGCGCUCCGAGCCGAUCGGAGCUCCACUCAGCUCAGAGCUGAUGAUGGCGUGAUGCCGAGAUUGCCUAAACGGGCAAAAGAGAGAGAGAGAGAGAGAAAGAGAUGCGCGCAAAGGCACAAGCUUAUUCAAGCGUGGCCUAAGUUGCAGGCGUCACUGGUCCGGACACGCUCUUUAGCCCCAGGUGGGGGGACGCCGUCAACGGCCCGCUUCGUUGGUGUCGCCGUCGCCGUCGUCGUUGAUGCAGGCGCCAAGCACACGGAGAUGGGUAACGUGACGGGUCGUGUGGCGCUCAGAGAGGAUAAGAUAGAUGCAGCAAGUCGACAGGCAGGCGCCGUCGCGUCACAGUGCUUCGUCGGUUUUAAAAACCCUCGUGGGUGUGUGCACCUCACACGCCGUCCACGGAGAGAGAGCGCGCGCUGGCUGGCUGCACGCGAGGUCGACGGCAGAGGAGUGCGAAGAGAAAGACGAGGGAGCCGUACCCUGUAGCAAUCGUCGGGCGGAUGGGCGACGGAGGAUGGGACUAGUCGACGGAGAUUUUGAGGGCGUCGACUCGCUCGCUCGAGGUGGG
Molecule: messenger RNA, 758 nt
Organism: Acaromyces ingoldii
Lineage: Eukaryota; Fungi; Basidiomycota; Exobasidiomycetes; Exobasidiales; Cryptobasidiaceae
Exons: 1
Coding region: 242-676 (144 amino acids)
Source: RefSeq, a predicted model, not a curated record